Molecule: messenger RNA, 2044 nt
Organism: Anguilla anguilla (European eel)
Lineage: Eukaryota; Metazoa; Chordata; Actinopteri; Anguilliformes; Anguillidae
Product: ubiquitin-like protein 3
Exons: 5
Coding region: 587-940 (117 amino acids)
Molecular function (GO): protein binding
Source: RefSeq, a predicted model, not a curated record
GAAUUUUUUUCCCAGUUUGCCGACGCCAUUUUUGUUCGAGACAGGAUGACAGGAGGACGGAGCAGACGCGAAGCUCAUUUAUGAAAUAGGCUGGAUGACAAAAUAAAUUCUGUUUUCAAUGGUAUGGCCACAGAGGUGCUGGAACCACCGACGCAGCUGAGUUAAACGGGUGUUUGUUGUGCGCCUUCAAAGAAACUGUAAGGAUUUUAAAGGAAGUUUACAGGAUGUUCUGUUCGUUUUUCUAUGGCGUAGCUAAGCACCCGUCUUUUUAAAAAAGACAGUAUUUUUCUUUUUGCCUUUGGAGAGGGGCCUUCCGAUUAAAGAAAUAUUCAGUUUUCGUCGUUUUAUUUUAAAUAAAAGCAAAACAGAUGUGUAAUGCAAGAAAACGUUGAAGAAGGAGUAACAACGACCACCAGACAUUUUUCGGAUGUUUGCUGGCGAUUGUCAAGAAGUGAAUUUGUAGCUAACGUUAGCUAGUUAGCUGGCUGUCUAUAUGGCCAGUUAGCUGAACAACUGUUUAAGAAGACGGAAAACAAGAUUUACAUUUUCUCCUGGAAGGUCACGCACCGAAGGAUAACAUUCAACCAUGACAAGUAAUAUUCCAGCGGAUAUGAUAAACCUGAGGCUCAUCUUGGUGAGCGGGAAGACAAAAGAGUUCCUCUUCUCUCCCAACGACUCCGCCGCCGAUAUCGCCAAGCACGUCUACGACAACUGGCCAAUGGACUGGGACGAGGAGCAGGUCAGCAGUCCCUGCAUCCUGAGGCUCAUCUACCAAGGGCGGUUUCUGCAUGGCAACGUGACGCUAGGAGCCUUGAAGCUUCCCCUUGGCAAGACUACAGUGAUGCACUUAGUUGCCAGAGAGACGUUGCCGGAGCCAAAUUCCCAAGGUCAGAGGAAUCGUGAGAAGACCGGAGAGAGCAACUGCUGUGUGAUCCUGUGAACGCGCCCCGUUUCCUGUACCCGUGGUGUAAUAUAGUCUUUGUCUUUCAUGCUGCUGAAACAGACGUUUAACCUUGCUUUGAGGACCAGUAGAGGCAGUUUGUUUAUAAGAAAAAAAUGUCGCUCGGAACUGGAUCAUCAUAUUUUUACGUGUUUCAAACCUCAGUACCUGACGUCCUUCCUUUUAACCUGGAAUUUAGGAAUUGCGUCGACCCUGGUAGAGCAGUCAGUUUGCACACAAAAAGGGCAGUAUUUUUGCUUAUUGCACAGGGUAAUGAUGUGACAGUUGCUCUUAAAUCUCCACAAAUAGGAAAGCUUCUGUUUGUCUAGCUCCAUUGAAGAGGCUUAUACCUGGUCAUUUUAGUAAUCCUAUAGUUUGUUUGGGAGGGGUUUGGGUCUUCCAUGCAGGUUCAAGAUGGCGUAUGAGGAUGAGGUGGGGUUUAGUUGGGGAUGAAACAGAAAUGUUUCGCAUUUUACCGCGUUCUUCUUCCCCUGUCCUUUCACCAACACAAUGCAGACCGUGUAACGCUGUAACAUAUCUUGUAACCACUCAAGCUACACAUCAUCCAUCGUUUUUAUGAUUACUCACGUUUAGCAUUGUAAGACUAAUCAGUAAUGUGCCUAUAGUCUGAAUGCAAUCAGUGAUGAGUUUACUUUUUAAAAAUUUUCCCUUCAAAAAAUGAAAUUCUGUCAGUGCGGUCCAGAAGUGCAGAUGAUGGACACAUUCCCCAGUAAUAGCAGGGGUGCAUUUCCUGGCCUUAGAUUUUAUUAUAUCGCCAAGACUUCAUCGCAAACCCAAAGCUGAUAUUCACGGCAUUUAUCCCAUUGCGUUUGUGACUGUGUUUUGACAGUCAUUGUGCGUCAUGUGACCCUUAAUUACCCAGUGUUGUGUCCAGCUGUGCGGAGUGGUUGUAAUUACACCUUCAGAAAAAGAAACGGAUAUUAUAUUUUCUUUUCCCUUUGAACAUAGUAUAGCUCAUUUUAGUGCCUGCAGUCCAAGUCUGAGGGUAAAUUAAAAUCACAUUUCUUAAAAAAAAAAAAAAAAGAAUGAAAUAUUUUCUUUGCUUAAUCAAUUUGCACGACAUUGAAGCAUGAGCUGUUUCAU